Molecule: messenger RNA, 687 nt
Organism: Solanum verrucosum
Lineage: Eukaryota; Viridiplantae; Streptophyta; Magnoliopsida; Solanales; Solanaceae
Exons: 2
Coding region: 1-687 (228 amino acids)
Molecular function (GO): zinc ion binding
Source: RefSeq, a predicted model, not a curated record
AUGGCUGAGACUUAUAGCAUUGACGAGAGGGUGAAAGAAUACUUAUUCGAUAUUGGAUAUCACAGAUGGUCUAUUGCACACUCAAAUGUUAAUAGAUUUAUGGUGAUGACUUCAAAUAUUGCCGAAUCUGUGAAUGCAGCUGAUAAGGAGGCCAGAGAUCUUCUUAUAUAUGAUUUGCUGGAUUACUUGAUGAAGAUGAUUGGUCGCUGGAACAAUACAAAUAGAAAUGAAGCAAUUGCAACAGGCACAACACUCAGCACAAAAUAUGAACACCUAAUGAGGGAGAAAAUGAAGGAAUCACUGGGAAUGAUGGUUGUCCCAUCAACGGAAUACUUGUAUACAGUUUAUGAUGGAGGUAAACGUCAUAUAGUCAAUAUGCGUGAAAGGAUAUGCACAUGUAGGCAAUUUCAAAUGGAUGUUAUGCCGUGUAAGCAUGCUUUGGCUAUUGUGAGAAAAUACUACAUGAGUGAAUAUGAAUAUUGCUCUGUAUAUUACAAGAAAGAUAACCUAUUAAACACAUAUGAAGUUCCAGUGUAUCCAAUUCCUGACGAGAGUAUAUGGGAAAUUCCUCCGGAUGUUGCAGCGGAUAUUGUCCUACCACCCAAAGGAAAAAUCAAACCUGGCAGGCCACAAAAGAUAAGGUACAAAAAUGGUGGUGAAUCAAGACCAAAGAAGUCAAGAAUAUGA